Molecule: messenger RNA, 2920 nt
Organism: Aedes albopictus (Asian tiger mosquito)
Lineage: Eukaryota; Metazoa; Arthropoda; Insecta; Diptera; Culicidae
Product: zinc finger protein Xfin
Exons: 8
Coding region: 675-2465 (596 amino acids)
Biological process (GO): regulation of transcription by RNA polymerase II
Cellular component (GO): nucleus; chromosome
Molecular function (GO): zinc ion binding; chromatin insulator sequence binding
Source: RefSeq, a predicted model, not a curated record
UAGCCUUGUGAUGCAUGUAAAGAAGUUUGUCUAGAAGCGGUCAGAAACGCAGAAAAAUGCGAAAAUGGGAAAGACAGAAAUUUCUGUCGUCGUUGUGCUCGAGUACUGGCGCUCUCGCACUUGGAAACCGUUUCGAGGAAGAAGGCUGCAGGAAAAAAAAAAUGUUAUGACAUUUAUUUUUCGAACAGUUUGAGUUUGGCUGGGCCUGUGAUUUUCGUGUGGAAAAAUGUCAAAUGUACAGCCGGUAACCGUUUUUUCCAGUACAUUUCUCAUCCCUGGAAUCACCUAUUCAAUAAACCUAGAUUCAAGCAGCAUGGUGAUGCUGCAUAGCUAUGCGUUUACCGCCUCGGUUUUAAGCUUAGUCGGGUAUUAGUUGAGUCGAAAAUGCAAGAAACUGCAUGGGAGUCAGUCGUAAUAUCACAGUCUGUGGUAAUAUUGUUGAUACGAGGUAGGGUAUGACAAAGUGUGCGUUUUCAUGGUAGUGGUAGAGGCGACAAAGCUUCAACAUGAGUUCAUUUCAGUGUCUACCUGUUUACGUGCAGAUGAACACAAACAGUCUCCGUACAACUAAAUCCUGAAAUUGUGUACUUAAAGUUAAAAUCUAGUGGCCUGAAGACUUCAGUUUUACCUAAGCUGCUAAUCAAAAGGUACAAAAUUUAUUAGGCCUGAGAGUUAUGGAUUUGCAAGCAAUCAAAACUGAACCGGAAGAAUUCAGAGAAAACCCCUAUCCAGUUUGCCGCCUGUGUCUGAGCGAAGGAGCACUAGGCGAUGUAUUCGACGAACAAGGACUGGAUCAACUGAUACUGGAUUUGCUUUCGAUAACGGUGUACCUCGAAGAUCCCAUUAGCCAAUCUGUAUGCGGCGCCUGCCAUACACGAAUAAUUGAAUUCCAUCAAUUCCGGACCCGUUGCCAGGAAGUGCAAACUGUGCUUCAAUCUUGGCUGCAGUCUACGAUUCAUCAAGAAGCGACCCAACUAGAACAAGCAAAAAGAAAUCAAUCAUCUGAAAUAGGUAAUGCUAAAACCAAUCCAUUACAAUGUGAAGUAUGUCAGAAGUUGUUUAAAACGAGGAAGGUAUUGCUCUGCCAUAAGAAAAUUCAUCAACCUAGGAAGCACAUAUGCAAAAUGUGUAGCAAACCUUUCGGAAGGCGUCAACAAUUGUUAAGACAUAUGAACCUAGUUCACCCAAAGGAACCGGAAACGAACGAUGAUACAAUAUCAGAAUCGCGUGGAAAAAUCGUUGCAGUGAUCGAAUCCUUAGAACAAGAGCAGGUUACGCAAAAUGAUGCACUUGCUUCGGAAACGUCAGAUGCAAUAGAUCAAGAAGGAGUGGCUCAAGACUGUUACGAAGACGUGGAAGAACAGUUUGAAGAAUCACUACAGAGUACGAAAGGCGGAGAUACGAGCAAGACCUUUUGCGAAGCAACUUCUAGUCAUCUGGCCAAUGGAAAAGGGAUAAAUACCGAGAAAAACGAACUGCAAUGUGAUAUAUGUUUCAAGACAUUCAAGCUAGGGAAAACCAUGAGGGCGCACAAGAAGAGUGCCCAUGGAAUAAAUGCACUCGUUUGUCCGAUUUGUGAACGACCGUUUGCACAACGAAAUUUACUGCAAAGACACAUAGAGAGUCAUCAGUCUGUGGAAGAACGCAUGCAACGUGUGAAAAACAAUGCAAGACCAUUCAAGUGUGAUGUAUGCGAAAAGGCAUUUGCACGCAAAGGAAGGCUCGGGGAACACCAGAAAAAAGUGCAUGGACCAAGGAACCAUGAGUGCCAUAUUUGCAGCUUUCGAUUCACUAUGCGAGAUGAUCUUGAGAAGCACAUCAAGAGGCACGCUCGAGACCGUGACAGCAAAGAAGACUUUCGAUUGUUGCAUCAGAUGCAACCGAAAGAUGCAAAUGUUGAAGGCCAGCCGAAAAGCAUAAAAAUCGCGAAAGACUGUGAACAAAAUUUCGCAGCCGACCGAGCACAGUGCGGAAAAUGCCAGAAGACAUUCACAUCCCAUAAAUCUCUGUGGCUGCACUACAAAUUUACGCAUAAGCCGAAAAAGAUGAACUGUUCUAUUUGCAGUGCAGUUUUCAUAACGAACAAGCACCUCGAGAAGCAUAUCUUAAGAAACCACAAGCAACAAGAUGGCACCCUUCAACCCCUGAAGUGUCCGGUGUGCAGCAAGGUGUUUCUAACAAAAGGUCAGCUAAACCGGCAUGCAAUGAAUCACGGACCGCGAAAACACUGCUGCUCUGUUUGUAAUAAAACAUUCAUAACACCGCAGAAACUGGAAUCACAUAUGAGAUGUCAUGUAGAUUCGAAAGACGAUAGUAUUUCUCAGGUUAUUAAGAAGGGAUCCGUAAGCAAAUACUUAUCAGUCUCUGAAAGUGAACUUGUGGAAUACAGCUCUGAAUGUCAGUCAGAUCUCAAAGAGCCCAUCAGUCUAUUCGAAGCAGAAGAGUUCAAAAUUGAGCCAGAAUAGGUUGCACAACUGAUAAAGACUGAAAAUUUUAAAGAAACAACAGCGAUUCGAAACAACUAAUGCAAAUAAAAGAGGCUUUAAACCAUUAGAAAUACGAUGGAGAAACCUUAAACCUCAUUGAAAAAUGUCUAUUAGUUCUUUGUCGUGAGCGUAUUUUAUAUUUAACUGACGGAUGGCAUUGCUAACCUACAUUGGUGUCUCCAUCAGCUUCCCUCCUCAAUCAUUGUUGGUGGCUCCAUUACCGUCAUCAACUAUGCUAAUCCUGUAAUUACCAUCUAACAAAUUCUUAUAAUGGUUCUUCCCACCUUCUUCCAUUGUAUUGUUUUAUCUAACACCACAUUGCUUUUUAUGAUCCUUACACAUGGUAUGCACUGGCACAGGCUUGUGCUGCGCCCUACUGACAGUUGCAUAAAACCUCCCCAUGUCGUUUCUCUCCAUGUAUUCAUGCACUUCAG